AUGGAAGAACACAAACUGAGGUUACUGAAGGACUUUCUGUCACGAGCAAAGGUAAGCCUACAUGACUGUGUCCACCUUUUGAAGAAGAAAGAAGUGUAUCUACGAAACUGUUAUGCAGACCCCAUUGAAUUUGACAGUGACAAGUUUAUUGAGAUCAUUCUGGUAGAUUCCGCUUUCAUUCUUGAACUAUUCUUCAGAAAUGUCUCAGGUAAUAACCAGUUGCAGGAUCAGUAUGAUCAUUUUUUUGGCGGCCCAUGGAAGGUACGAUUCAUUAAAACUGACAUGCUUCUGCUUGAAAAUCAAGUUCCUUUCUCCAUCAUCGAGGACCUUCUUUUAUUAACGAAAUCAGACGUUCUUCCCAUAAAGAACGACGUUCGGCGUUCAGCAAUCAUGCUAACCUACGAGUUCUUCAAAAGGAAGUUGAAUCUGCUAGAUAUAGAUAACUUCAAUAUUGAGGAAAAAGUGGGUGAACUGGAAAUACAACAUUUUGUUGAUUUUGCCAGAAUUUGUUAUGUCCCUCGAGUUCUUCCAAGCAAAAACAAACUAGAGUGCGUGACUAUGCCAAGGGCAACAAAGUUACGCGAAGCUGGAGUGAAGUUCAAGGUGAAGAACGGCGGGAGUCCUUUUGACAUCGGAUUCAAAGAUGGGGUAUUGGAAAUCUCACGGUUGAGAAUAAAAGAUGCGACGGAGAUUUUUCUGAGGAAUCUGAUUGCAUACGAACGUUGUCACUUGCACGACAAUUAUAUGAAUGACUACGUCUUUGUCUUGGAUCGCCUGAUAGAGACAGCAGGUGACGUGGAGUUACUGAUGCAUUGUGGGAUUAUAGAGACAAAGUUAUCAGGAACUCAAGAAGUGGCUUCUCUGGUGAACGAGCUUUGGCCGGGAAUGGCCAUGGCGAGAAGAAGGUUCUACUUCUCAGAUCUGUGUGGGGAGAUGUGUGUGAACGGUGGGGAGAUAUUCGACAAGCACUGCUCCCAGCAAAAUCAAAGUUCUUACCGGGCAUCUUCUCUUUCCAUGUAUGAUUUCGUCUAUCUACCAAUGGGUUGCAGGAAAUUUGAGCAUGACAAGGAGCAAUCGAAUAUGGGUUACACGUUUGUGGAUUACACAUCAGUAAGAGCUGCGUUUCUGUGUUUCCUAUAA
This is a messenger RNA of Neltuma alba, 1140 nucleotides long. RefSeq names its product UPF0481 protein At3g47200-like. NCBI's taxonomy places the organism in Eukaryota, Viridiplantae, Streptophyta, Magnoliopsida, Fabales, Fabaceae. Bases 1 to 1140 code for a protein of 379 amino acids. The transcript is spliced from 3 exons. The record is from RefSeq and is a predicted model, not a curated record.